AUGGAAACAACAAAUAAAACGGCCAGGAUCCAAUUUUUCUUUCGUCCAUUCUCACCAGACCCUGGGGUGCAGAUGGUGAUUUUUGUGGCCUUUUUAGUGAUGUACCUGACUAGCCUCAGUGGAAAUGCCACAAUCGCUGUGAUUGUCCAUAUUAACCACUCACUCCACACCCCCAUGUACUUUUUCCUAGCCAACUUGGCAGUUCUGGAAAUCUUCUAUACAUCAUCCAUUGCACCACUGGCCUUGGCAAACCUUCUCUCUAUGGGCAAGACUCCUGUUCCCAUCACUGGUUGUGGCACCCAGAUGUUUUUCUUUGUCUUCUUGGGUGGAGCUGACUGUGUCCUGCUUGCAGUCAUGGCUUAUGACCGGUUUGUUGCAAUCUGCUACCCUCUGAGAUACACACUCAUCAUGAGCUGGUCCUUGUGUGUGGAGAUGGUGGUGGGGUCCCUGGUGCUGGGAUUCUUGCUGUCACUGCCACUGACUAUUUUAAUCUUCCAUCUCCCAUUCUGCCAUAACAAUGAGAUCUACCACUUCUACUGUGACAUGCCUGCAGUCAUGCGCCUGGCUUGUGCAGACACACAGGUUCACAGGACUGCCCUGUAUAUCAUCAGUUUCAUCGUCCUAAGCAUCCCCCUGUCUCUGAUCUCCAUCUCCUAUGUCUUCAUCAUUACAGCCAUUUUACGGAUCCAGUCUGCUGAAGGGCGCCAUAGAGCCUUCUCUACCUGCUCUUCUCACAUCAUAGUGGUCCUCCUGCAGUAUGGCUGCACCAGUUUUAUAUAUUUGUCCCCCAGUUCCAGUUACUCUCCUGAGAUGGGCAGAAUGGUGUCUGUGGUCUACACUUUUAUCACACCCAUUUUAAACCCUUUGAUCUAUAGUAUGAGGAACAAGGAACUAAAAGAUGCUCUAAGGAAGGCAUUAAGAAAGUUCUAG
Onychomys torridus (southern grasshopper mouse) is the source of this 930-nucleotide messenger RNA. RefSeq names its product olfactory receptor 10V1. Gene Ontology annotation, biological process: G protein-coupled receptor signaling pathway. The transcript has a single exon. Gene Ontology annotation, molecular function: olfactory receptor activity; G protein-coupled receptor activity. The record is from RefSeq and is a predicted model, not a curated record. Gene Ontology annotation, cellular component: membrane. NCBI's taxonomy places the organism in Eukaryota, Metazoa, Chordata, Mammalia, Rodentia, Cricetidae. The coding region runs from base 1 to 930 and encodes 309 amino acids.